Aquila chrysaetos chrysaetos is the source of this 2426-nucleotide messenger RNA. RefSeq lists its product as uncharacterized. The record is from RefSeq and is a predicted model, not a curated record. Lineage: Eukaryota; Metazoa; Chordata; Aves; Accipitriformes; Accipitridae. The transcript is spliced from 10 exons. Bases 1 to 1074 code for a protein of 357 amino acids.
AUGGCCCCUGCCCGCCGCCUCCUCAUCCUCCUGGUGGCCCUGCAUGUCAGGGCUGUCUGGGCUGCUCGGUGGCAAGCACAGGGAGCAGAUGAGGGUGGUGGCAGUGGUUAUCCAGCUUCUCGGCUGGAUGCUGGUUUGGAGCCCUUGGGGCAUCCUGCAGAUCCUCUUGAAGACGGUGGCUUCCCGACUUCUCGGUCCCUUCCUGUCCGCGAGCCUGAGAGCAACCCCACAGCCGUGCCGGCAGGCGAAGGCGAUGCAGCUUCCCGGCUGGGCUCCAGGACUGAGGCUUCGGGAGAUGGCAUGGUUACAGAUGGGCCUGUAGGGAGGACUUUUCCAGCUCCUCGGCUGGAUGCUGUUCUACAGCACGGCCGGCAUCGCAGGGGUCCUGCGAGAGCCAAGUACCCAGGUGACGGAGGAAGAAAGUCCCUGCAGCCAUCUGGAUUCCUAAGGCAAAUGCUGGAGGAACUGGAGAGAGGACACGAGACGGACCGAGAGGCUGUGCAGAAGGAGGUGUUUUUGGGAGGAAGCAGUGGCUCACUGCCAGUCUCCGCUGCAGGACCGGAGGCGAGGCAGGCCCCUGGCACACCAGUGCUGUCAAAGCCCGGAGAAGACCACCGCGGCAGCGUAUAUGGAUUUCCUCGAGCGGACUCAGACGUGGUCAGCGAGAGAACCACGAGUGGUGACGAGCCCCAGAGCCCCGGCAGUGUCCUCUGUCCCCAAGAUGUGCGGAGGCGCUGUAUGAUAGGCACGGCAGUACUCAUGGUUGCCCUGCCACUUGGAAUAGUCUUCUGCUGUGUCAUGAUCCGGCGGCGGAGGAAGAGGAAACAGCGUGCCGCUGCCGCUUCAGGCUACCGCUCGCGCUCGGACAGCCGGACCAGCCACCCCGGCACCGCCGAGAGAUGGAACCAAAGACAGCAGCCGACGGUCCUGCCUGGAAAACCGGCGCGCCCGGCCUCCCCGCGGCCCCCGCGGCCCCCCAGCCCAUCCCUGGCGGCUCUGCUCCAGCGGGACGAGGCCAGCACCUUCCAGGCCCAACCAACACGGCCAUCCCGCCCCCAGAGCACGUUUCUCUGACCCUCCAGCAGGGGCUGAAGGCGGCCCCGCCGGGGUAGGGCUUGGGUGUGCGCUGAGAGAAGCCCUGCCGACAGCCGCAGGUUCAGCCCUUUGUUUCAAAAUAAAGAGGGACAGAGCUGUCAGGCAAGUGUCCGUGUGCUACCAACAGCAAGCCCCGCGCGGCACCAGCACUGGCUGAGCUCCGCGCCCGGGCGCAGCCGCGGAUGCCCACGGUGUCGGCAGGCGGGAGCCGGGCACGCGGCUCCCCCGACCGGCGCCAGGCCCCCAGUGGGGGAGCCCAUGGCCAUGGCCAGCAACAGACAGCGACACCAGCCUCACCGACGUACGGUGCGGGAGGCAGUGGCGGGAGUCCGACCUGGCCAGUCGCACGGACUGGCGCGGGAGCGUCCGUCGGGUGAGGGAACAUUUAUCGCAGCGGGAUCAUCUGGCCGUGGGCCUCCUCACAUGGGAUACCCAGGACAAGAGGGAAGCCAUCAAGAACAUCGCCAGGGACAGAAGCCUGCCGAGCCAAUGCACUGCAGGCACAACAAAGGUCCUCGCCGAUUGCCUUGACGGGCCCUAACUGAUGGGCCAUCACCAACUGGGGGUGCUGCAAAGUAUGUCCACACCUGGGUGCUGGGCCUCCUGUUAAGGCACGCCCUGAGGGAGGCCUUUACUGCCUUGGCCGUACCAAAGUGGUGGCCACCCCACUGCUUGAACAGCGUGUUGAAAGGCUGGCUGGAGCAUUUGUAAGAGUUCAGCUGCGUGCUAAGGCUGCGGCCACUCCUCACAGGACACUGAAGCAGAACACCCGUUUAGAGCCAAGGCCGUUCGUGAGUACAGAGAGGGCAGUUCUGGGGGGGUGCAACAGUAAGCACAUGGCUUUUGAGUCUAAAGGGUGGCUGGGUCUGUUGUUAGUGCUGAGGCCUUGGCUUAGAUCACGGUUACUAUUGCCAAGAAAGUGUAAAAGUACCGAGGGGGAGAGGGGAUUGCCGCUUCUCCCCGAGAAGCGUGGAUGAUCUUUUUUUUCCCUGCAGUGCUUUAGCGAGGGCUUCCUCGGUGUGCGUGAGAGCUCUCCCGGUAAGAGAGCCCCGCGGGGCCCGAUGUUGGUCCAGCCGCUCCUCGAGGGGUGUUGCACGUGGCCUGGAAAGAGCGUUGGGAGAGCUGGCAGGUGCCGGCCAAGAGGUCACCAGGCCCCUCUGCUGCUCACACAGUCGGUGCUGUAGAUCGCAGGGGCGCAGGAGAGCACCCGGGGGAACGGUCACCUGCUUGCCUUGCUCUUAUGUGCCAUCCUGGGCUUCAGCCACAGGCAAGGGACCUGAGGCUAGAGCGACUUUGGGGCGGAUGCAGUCUUCCUGUUGAGAGUGUUACGG